Molecule: messenger RNA, 912 nt
Organism: Clonostachys solani
Lineage: Eukaryota; Fungi; Ascomycota; Sordariomycetes; Hypocreales; Bionectriaceae
Source: the annotation of a GenBank genome assembly
AUGGCAUGCCCCGAGCCCAUCAACUUCCUGGAGCUCCCCAUCGAGAUCCUCAGCCAGAUCCUCCAGCCGCUACUGACUACGCCGGACCACACGCCCAUCCUGCUCUGUCCCUGCUCGCCCGCCCCGUUCCCUCCCCGGUCCGUCCUGUCCAUCCUCCUGACCCAUCCUCGUCUCCACGCCAUCGCCUGCCCACUACUCUACGGGCCGAGCAAUAGCUUCCUCCUGGAUCUCGCGGGAGAGCAUAGCUCACAUGUCCGGAGGAGGCGGGAGGUCUUCGAGGCAGUCCAGGACGACAAGUUCCUGAUCAAGGACAUUGGGAACCACAGCAACUCCCACAGGCACGCCCCGGACGGGUCGUUCUUCUCGCUGCCCACCCACAGGCGGCGCCGUCCCCUGCUGGCCACCGUGCCUGCCCUGCGCAGGCUCCAGAACCUCACCAUCCGCGUGGACCGGCUAAGGGGAUGGAUACAGGACGACAUCGUCCCGGUCGUCUCGGACAUGAUCAUGCACGGGCACCUGCAGCAGCUACGCCUCUACCUGGCUACGACGCUGGAGGCUCUCUCGUCUUCGUCUUCGUCGUCGUCGACACCCGGAGCCCGCCGCCCUCGUAUCGCGUACCCUCCUCCCCAGGCGGCAGCAGGGCGGCCACCGCUCGCUGGCCUGCUGCGGCUCUUGGCGGACCCGGACCUGGGGCACUCGGGCUUGUGGAUUGAGGGUCGCCAUCACGCUGGGUGGGAUCAGUUCCAGAGCGACACGUCGCAGGGGCUGGAUGGGAGCAGGCGCGACGACGACGGCCGGGAUGGGCGAGACCUCGUACACCACCAGGAGGAGCAGGUGGUUGAGCUUGAUUGGCGCAAGGUGCUGGAGAGCGCAGCUGAGAUGCAGGCUGCGGACUGGAAGACUAGCGUUUAG